AUGACAAAUUUUAUUAGUCAAUGUCCAUUUAAUUUCGAUCUAACCUCACUUAGUGCGAAUGACGAAUGCCCACAAGAAUUUUCGCCUUACAAAACUUUGACGGAGGUUGUCGCUCUUUGUGCUCAUUUAAAAAAUGGGAAAAGGUUUUCGUGGAUGGAAAAUGUUACAGAAAUUUUACCUGCAACUGAUUUUUGUUACUACGGUCAUCAGGAUGAUGAAUUUGAGGAUGAUGGUUGGUUUCCAAAGCCCAGGUUAGAUAGGAAAAGUGUACCAAAAAAUCUUUUUUGCCAUGAUUACAGAGGUGAAGGAAGCGACAAGCAUGAUGCAUAUAAUUUCUUCAACUGGUCUUGUGUUGAUAUUUUUGUGUAUUUCAGUCACCAUUUUGUGACAGUUCCUCCUCCUGUUUGGACAAAUGCUGCUCAUAAACAUGGAGUACCUAUAUUAGGUACUCUUAUUACUGAACCCAAAAAUGGUCAAUCCAUAUGGAAUGAAAUAUUAGAUUCAGAAAUAAAAGCACAAUGGUUUGCAGAAGCUCUUGCACUCAUUGCAGAUGCUCAUAAAUUUGAUGGAUAUUUAUUAAACAUUGAAAAUCCUCUUUCGGUCGAUUUAAUGCCGAGACUAAUGAUUUUCAUAAAAUCACUUAAGAAACAAUUGUUAAAGUACAAAAAAUUUAAAACAUAUGUCAUUUGGUACGACAGUUUAACAGUUUACGGCGAAUUAAAAUGGCAGAACGAAUUAAAUUACACAAACAGGCCGUUUUUCGACAUAACCGACGGGAUAUUUAUAAAUUAUUCUUGGAAAAUAGAUAAUUUAUAUCAUUGUAGAAAAAUGGCCGCAGAGAGAAUUCACGAUGUUUACGUGGGAAUCGACGUUUUCGGUCGUAACAUGUACGGCGGCGGAGGUUUCAACACGAGAGAAGCAUUAAAGGUUGUGAGAGAAAAAAAUCUUUCAUCCGCCAUAUUUGCAUUUGGAUGGACUCACGAAAAAAUACCGGGAAAUUUUCUCGUCAACGAUGAAAUAUUUUGGUCUUGCGUUUUCCCUUAUUUGAACACUCACGGAACGAAAGAAUUUCCAUUCAAAUGUAAUUUUAACAGGGGAUGCGGUUUGAAAUAUUAUAAACAAGGAGUGGUUGUGAAAGAUGGUCCAUGGUUGAACAUGUCGAAACAAAGUUAUCAAUACUCCUAUUUAAAAUGUAUAACGAAAACGAAUUUAAACGCAUUCAAAGAUGUCAUAUCGACGAUAAAUCAGUACGUGUACACGUUAAACGAGAAAACCGAUAAGAGUCCGGAAAUGGAAAAGAAAAAAUCCGAAAAAUUAUUGUUUCACGUUUCGCAAUUAGAAGGACAUUAUAAGAAAAUGAAAGAACCCCUUGUUGAAUAUACGUUCGAGGAUGCUUUUAACGGUGGAGGAUGCAUUAAAAUAAAUCCAUCUUUCGACGAGGGAAUGAGACACGUCACGUUAUUCGAUUGCGAUUUAGACGUGAACAACGACGAAUGGUUUGUCAAAACCGUUAUGAAAUCCGAUUAUGAAAAAUUAUUAAAAGACGUCGAACUUUAUCCCAUCGUUUACAUAGUCGUACAAACGAAAGAAGGAAGUUUGACUAAAAUCGAAUUGAGACACGGAGAAGUUGAAUCCUCGGAAGCUGGAUGGGUCAUAAGGAAAUUCAUGCUCACGCAAAAAGGAAACAUAUUGGAAAUCGGUUUGCUCAUAAAUCCAACUCAUCGAUCCGUUUUAUUUGGCGAAAUCGUUGUGAGCAAUCGAUAA
Messenger RNA from Pediculus humanus corporis (human body louse), 1764 nucleotides. Its product is annotated as endo beta N-acetylglucosaminidase, putative. NCBI's taxonomy places the organism in Eukaryota, Metazoa, Arthropoda, Insecta, Psocodea, Pediculidae. Gene Ontology annotation, biological process: protein deglycosylation. The record is from RefSeq and is a predicted model, not a curated record. Gene Ontology annotation, molecular function: mannosyl-glycoprotein endo-beta-N-acetylglucosaminidase activity. Gene Ontology annotation, cellular component: cytoplasm. The transcript has 5 exons. The coding region runs from base 1 to 1764 and encodes 587 amino acids.